AUGGAUUUCCACCCCAGCGAGCUUCCAUCCGAGGGCGAUCUCUUCGAACUCGAGCGAUACUAUAAGGGCUACCACGCGGAAGAUAUAUGCUGUGUUGUCUGUGGUGCCCCAAGCUUUGUGGUGGUAGCAGAAGUGCGAAACAAGAAUCUUGAGAGGUACAAGUGGUUUGUACCGCAGGCCAUCCGAGCUGAGAAUUAUCACUACKAGAAAGAUUGGGAUAUUGCGAGCCGGCCAAAUCAUGAUCUACCGCUAGAAGUACUCGGGAUAGAUGAUAUCGAGAUCGACGGUGUGCAUUAUGGGGAGCGGUUGUUAAAAUUAGAACCCAAGCGUUAUUUGAAGCACUCGUCAAAAAUAGUCCAUGAUCUAUAUACGGAGUACCCGUAUGUAACAGUACAUUCAGAAUGCCUUGACAUGAUACGACGUCUGGUCGACUAUCGCCAGGCUCUUCUGAAAACUGGAGUGUCGGUUGGCCCAAAGCGCCCUACCACUCUCAGCCAAUUCUAUGAAGUGUUUGAACAACGAUUAACUAGGGUGCUUUCUGGUUAUCCCUAUGGACGCAACGGCUCGUUUGCGCCCCGACGUGUAGUUGAGCCACAUUUCUAUUACUUCCGGGACACCGACCUCUUUCACAAUGUCGCGUGGGCUUUUGGAGACCAGAAGGUCUAUGAAUACGAAAUGGCACCAUACCCCAUACCAGGACUCACUCAGGAGAUCCUUUCAUACCUGCGACCUCUUCCGCCGUCCUUGCAAGGACGAUCUGGUAUAUCUCUUAAACUAGAGGCACUACCCACUGAGCUCCAAGACAUGAUUUAUAAAAAUUUGCACCCUUUUAUCAACCCCGAGCAGACAUGCACUCGUUCCUUACCGUCAAGGCUGUGGCGUGACUUGCUUUUCAAUCAGCAGAUUUUACCAUGGCUUUGGGAUUUGGACAUCUCCGCCCUACAGAGCUGCCCUGUGACAUCCGAUGCGGUGGACGUUCCGACAUUUGAAGCAGAAGAAGUUUGGGAUUGGGAGCGCCUUGUUCGUACCCUUGCACAAGUGGAGGUGUUUGAACCGGGGCAACCUUUAGAGCAUGCUCUCCUCCGCCUGCGGAAUCGUCGGCGGAUCUGGAGACUACUAGAGGAGGCCGAGGAUGAAGAUAUUGAGGAGUGGCUCGAAGUUCAUGUACAUAACAGAAAAUGA
This is a messenger RNA of Aspergillus pseudoviridinutans, 1182 nucleotides long. RefSeq lists its product as uncharacterized. The coding region runs from base 1 to 1182 and encodes 393 amino acids. Lineage: Eukaryota; Fungi; Ascomycota; Eurotiomycetes; Eurotiales; Aspergillaceae. The transcript has 4 exons. The record is from RefSeq and is a predicted model, not a curated record.